AUGCGUCCAGGUAUCCUGGCUGCCUUCCUCCUCUUGAGCUGGACUCACUGUCGGGCCCUGCCCCUCCCCAGUGGUGAUGAUGAUGAAGACUUGUCUGAGGAAGACCUCCAGUUUGCAGAGCAUUACCUGAAAUCUUAUUACCAUCCUUUAAAUCUUGCGGGAAUCCUGAGGAAGAAUGCAGCAAGCUCCAUGGUAGAACGGCUCCGAGAAAUGCAGUCUUUCUUUGGCUUAGAGGUGACUGGCAAACUUGAUGAUAGCACCUUAGAUAUCAUGAAAAAACCAAGGUGUGGUGUCCCUGAUGUGGGCGAAUACAAUGUUUUCCCUCGAACUCUCAAAUGGUCCAGAAUGAACUUAACCUACAGGAUUGUGAAUUAUACCCCUGAUAUGACUCAUUCUGAAGUGGAGAAGGCAUUUAAAAAAGCCUUCAAAGUGUGGUCAGAUGUGACACCUUUGAAUUUUACCAGACUCCAUGAUGGCACUGCAGAUAUCAUGAUCUCUUUUGGAACUAAAGAGCAUGGAGACUUCUAUCCAUUUGAUGGACCCUCUGGUCUGCUGGCUCAUGCUUUUCCUCCUGGACCAAACUAUGGAGGGGAUGCUCAUUUUGAUGAUGAUGAAGACUGGACAAGUAGUUCUAAAGGCUACAACUUGUUUCUUGUAGCUGCCCAUGAGUUUGGUCACUCCUUAGGUCUUGACCACUCCAGUGACCCAGGAGCACUCAUGUUCCCUAUCUAUACCUACACUGGAAAAAGUCAUUUCAUGCUUCCCGAUGAUGAUGUGCAAGGAAUCCAGGCUCUCUAUGGUCCAGGAGAUGAAGAUCCUAACCCUAAACAUCCCAAAACACCAGACAAAUGUGACCCCUCCUUAUCCCUUGAUGCCAUUACCAGUCUCCGAGGAGAAACAAUAAUCUUUAAAGACAGAUUCUUCUGGCGCCUGCACCCUCAGCAGGUUGAUGCAGAGCUGUUUUUGACAAAAUCUUUUUGGCCGGAACUUCCCAAUCGUAUCGAUGCUGCAUAUGAGCAUCCUUCUCAUGACCUUAUAUUUAUCUUUCGAGGUAGAAAGUUUUGGGCUCUUAAAGGUUAUGAUAUUCUGGAGGGUUAUCCCAAAAAAAUAUCUGAAUUGGGUUUUCCAAAAGAGGUUAAGAAGAUAAGUGCUGCUGUUCAUUUUGAGAACACGGGCAAGACUCUCUUCUUCUCAGGAGACCAGGUCUGGAGAUAUGAUGAUACUAAUCAUAUCAUGGACAAAGACUCUCCCAGACUGAUAGAGGAGGACUUCCCAGGAAUUGGCGAUAAAGUGGAUGCUGUGUACGAGAAAAAUGGUUAUAUUUAUUUUUUCAAUGGACCCAUACAGUUUGAAUAUAGCAUCUGGAGUAACCGUAUUGUUCGUGUCAUGCCAGCAAAUGCAUUACUGUGGUGUUGA
Molecule: messenger RNA, 1416 nt
Organism: Sciurus carolinensis (gray squirrel)
Lineage: Eukaryota; Metazoa; Chordata; Mammalia; Rodentia; Sciuridae
Gene: Mmp13
Product: matrix metallopeptidase 13
Exons: 10
Coding region: 1-1416 (471 amino acids)
Biological process (GO): collagen catabolic process; extracellular matrix organization; proteolysis
Cellular component (GO): extracellular matrix
Molecular function (GO): zinc ion binding; metalloendopeptidase activity
Source: RefSeq, a predicted model, not a curated record